Messenger RNA from Aspergillus homomorphus CBS 101889, 1131 nucleotides. Its product is annotated as SRPBCC family protein. The transcript is spliced from 2 exons. The coding region runs from base 59 to 976 and encodes 305 amino acids. NCBI's taxonomy places the organism in Eukaryota, Fungi, Ascomycota, Eurotiomycetes, Eurotiales, Aspergillaceae. The record is from RefSeq and is a predicted model, not a curated record.
CCGCUGUCUUCUUCCCCUUUCUCUUCCUUCAUCCCUUAUUCCCUGUCACCCUUUCACUAUGUCACCGUUAUCACCACCGCAAUACCUUCGUCUCCAACCCCAUCCCUUCUCCAUUCUGCCCGACCAUGUCUCCCUCAGGCAUUCGCCGAGUCGACCACCCCUACGCGAUUUCCUCCACGUUAUCCUAACCGAAGCCCAGUCUUUCGUUACCGCGAUCCCGACCACUUUCCAUCCUACUCGUAAACCACGCCCUUCCCCCCCAGCUGCUGCCCUUGUCCAUCUCUCUACCUGCUCACUCCCCGACGUACCCUCCGGUGUUGGCACCAAGAAGAAGCCCGGCUCUAACUUCUGGAUCUGUCGAACGAGCGUUCACGAAAACGCGGCCCACGACGGCACCGCCUCUUGGGCAGAGUUUCGCGCCGGAUUAAGGGAGAGCCAUUCCGUACAUGAGAUGGAGUACACGCCUAGUGUAUCCGCCGUUGAGACCUUGCUGGAAUGGCCAACUCAGACAGAGAUCGAGGGUGGGUGGCAGCGAGUGAUUGUUCAUGCCCCGCGCUCCUUCAUUGUCCUCGUCGUCUCCGCGGACCGACCCGGCGGCGACCAGAGCGGCUUCAUGACCGUGCAGAUUCCCCUAUCUCCGGAGGCGGAGCCGGCAGACGCCCUGCCCGACCUUUGCCGCGCAAUCUCCGCCGCGCAACCUUCGAAGGCAGUACUCGCCAGUUACUCGAGCGUCGAACAGGUAUCGCCCACUCGUUCCGAUGCGGUCACCGACGCGGUCACCUGGACCAUGGCUACCACAUCUGAAGCCGGCGGAGCCAUCCCGGGCUGGGUGCAACGAAGCUGGACUCUGGGCGGGGCCCCGAAGGCUGUUGUGGCGGAUGUCGGCUUGUUUCUGGGGUGGACGUCCAGGAAGAGAUCCUCAAGGGGAACUUGCUUGCAUGAAGACCAUUCCCAGGCUGCUGAACGCAGGCUUUAGCUUUGCUGUCCACAUGCCCAAUGGCACUAAUUUACAUCGGCUUCCUACCCCACCUAGCUCGCAGUAGCCGAGGGAGGCUGGCGAAGAGAACUGCCACGAUGACUAGAACAGCCUUAUGAGAAGUGCCAAAAGAUGUAGAAUAUAAGAGUGCCUGG